Molecule: messenger RNA, 813 nt
Organism: Zingiber officinale
Lineage: Eukaryota; Viridiplantae; Streptophyta; Magnoliopsida; Zingiberales; Zingiberaceae
Product: eukaryotic translation initiation factor 3 subunit I-like
Exons: 7
Coding region: 1-813 (270 amino acids)
Biological process (GO): cytoplasmic translational initiation
Cellular component (GO): eukaryotic translation initiation factor 3 complex, eIF3m
Molecular function (GO): protein binding; translation initiation factor activity; RNA binding
Source: RefSeq, a predicted model, not a curated record
AUGAGGCCGAUUUUGAUGAAAGCCCACGAGAGGCCACUGACGUUUCUAAGGUACAACCGGGAGGGAGAUCUGCUCUUCUCCUGCGCCAAGGACCACACACCCAACGUUUGGUUUGCCGACAACGGAGAGAGGCUCGGUUUGGUUGAUAAGACAUAUCUUAUAUGCCUUUGUUCGGGAAGGAAGUUAGAGUUUGUCCGUGUUGAGACGCCAAUUUUAACAGAUUUUUCUUCUUUUCUUACCUUGGACGUGGAGCUGAUAGCUCUUAAUCUGAUGAUUCUAGGGGAUUCUAUGCGGUUAAUCACGGCGAGCACGGAUCAGACCGUGAAGCUAUGGAAUGUGCAGGAUGGAGAUCAUCUUUAUUCUUUUGAUUUUGACUCUCCAGCUAAAUCUGUGGACUUCUCAGUGAUCCGUGUAUGCGAUACUGAGGUAUACAAAGAAAUUGGUCAUCAGAAAACGAUUACCUCCCUAUCAAAAUCUGCAUAUGGCUCUCAUUUUCUAACAGGUUCAUCAGAUAAGUCUGCCAAGCUCUGGGAUGCAAGAACUUUGACUCUUCUCAAGACGUAUGUGACAGAAUGUCCAGUGAAUGCUUGUGCAAUAUCUCCACUUCUUGAUCAUGUGGUUAUUGGAGGAGGCCAAGAAGCAGUACAUGUCACUACCACUGACCGCAGUGCAGGAAAAUUUGAGGCGAAAUUCUUUCACAAGAAUCUUCAAGAAGAAAUUGGUGGCGUGAAAGGACACUUUGGACCAAUAAAUGCUCUGGCUUUCAACCCUGAUGGGAGAAGAAAUCGAAUCGGCGUCGUUAAACAAUACUGA